This is a messenger RNA of Colletotrichum scovillei, 435 nucleotides long. RefSeq lists its product as uncharacterized. The record is from RefSeq and is a predicted model, not a curated record. Bases 1 to 435 code for a protein of 144 amino acids. The transcript has 2 exons. Lineage: Eukaryota; Fungi; Ascomycota; Sordariomycetes; Glomerellales; Glomerellaceae.
AUGGUUUCUCUGUCACUUCUCGCACCUUCUUCCAAGGUCGCCUCUGCGCUGGUUCUCGUCCUCGGACUGGCUGACAUGUGCAAUGCGGCGGUCCAGUGCGACAUCAUCACCAGCGUGAACUGCGGCAAGGCCAAGCACCACAUGGGCCACAAGCUGCCUACCAACGUCGGCUCGACAUACUACGUGGACGGCUUCCACGGUGGUGUCAUGAACGCAAAGUUCCAGUCCAUGGUCAACUCCGUCCCGGGCAACUCUGAAUUUGUCGACCUGACGUACAACUUCAACCUUGGCAACUACGACAAGGCGUACUGGGUCCUUCUUCCCACGUCCUUUGGUGGUGCCAACGAGUGCUUCGCUGUUUACAAGAACUGCGAUGUCACAAUCAGGUUCUGGGACAAGAAGGACCCUCUUCCCAACUGGUACACCCUGGCAUAA